UCUGGCCGACCCUAGCCGUUCCCGAACAUGGCUGGGAACCUGAAGAAAGGCGGGGGGAUCAUCGGAAUGAUGAAGGAUGCCUUCCAACCACACCAUCACCACCUCCACUCCCAUCACCAGCCCGGGGCCGUGGACAAAAAGACGGUGGAGAAAUGCUGGAAACUCAUGGACAAGGUGGUGCGGCUAUGCCAAAACCCCAAACUGGCUCUGAAGAACAGCCCUCCCUACAUCCUGGACCUGCUGCCAGACACCUACCAGCACCUGCGCACCAUUUUGUCUCGUUACGAGGGCAAAAUGGAGACUCUGGGUGAAAACGAGUACUUCCGGGUCUUCGUGGAGAACCUAACAAAGAAGACCAAGCAGACUAUUAGCUUAUUCAAGGAGGGAAAAGAACGCAUGUAUGAGGAGAAUUCACAACCCAGGAGGAAUCUUACUAAGCUGUCUUUGAUCUUCAGCCACAUGCUGGCUGAGCUGAAGGCCAUCUUCCCCAACGGCCUGUUUCAGGGUGACAACUUCCGCAUCACCAAGGCAGACGCUGCAGAGUUCUGGAGGCGUGCCUUUGGGGACAAAACCAUUGUGCCUUGGAAGGUGUUCCGUCAGUCUCUCCAUGAGUUUCAUCCCAUCAGCUCUGGGCUAGAGGCUAUGGCCCUAAAGUCCACCAUAGAUCUAACCUGCAAUGACUAUAUCUCUGUCUUUGAGUUUGACAUAUUCACCAGGCUAUUUCAGCCUUGGUCAUCCCUGCUGCGGAACUGGAACAGCUUGGCAGUUACUCACCCGGGGUACAUGGCCUUCCUCACCUAUGAUGAGGUCAAAGCUCGGCUUCAAAAGUUCAUUCACAAGCCUGGCAGUUACAUCUUCCGACUGAGCUGCACAAGACUGGGCCAGUGGGCUAUUGGCUACGUGACGGCAGAUGGAAAUAUACUCCAGACCAUUCCCCAUAAUAAACCCCUCUUCCAGGCCCUUAUAGAUGGUUUCAGGGAAGGAUUCUAUUUAUUCCCUGAUGGCCGGACCCAAAACCCUGAUCUAACAGGACUGUGUGAGCCUUCACCUCAAGACCAUAUCAAAGUCACACAGGAACAAUAUGAGCUGUACUGUGAGAUGGGCUCCACUUUCCAGCUUUGUAAGAUCUGUGCCGAGAACGACAAGGAUGUGAAGAUUGAGCCCUGUGGUCAUCUCAUGUGCACCUCCUGUCUCACUGCCUGGCAGGAGUCAGAAGGUCAAGGAACAGGAUGUCCCUUUUGUCGCUGUGAGAUUAAGGGUACAGAGCCCAUAGUUGUGGAUCCUUUUGACCCAAAGGAUAACAGCGGAGGGUCUUCCAAGAGCACAUUUGGGGCUGAAGGUGCACCCUCACCCAGCUAUGACGACGACGACGAUGACAGACUUGAAGACCCUCAUUUAAUGAUGAGCAAACUUGCCUGCUCAAAGGUGGAGCGUCCUCCAUCGCCCAUGUCUGUGACUCCUCAGUCCUCUCUUCCCCCUGUGCCUCCCAGACUAGACCUGUUACCACACAGACCUCCUAACCCCCCUGGUGCCUCCAGCCCUGGGGUCAGCAGUAAGGCACCAUCUCACCACAAAGACAAGCCUCUUCCCAUUCCCCCAGCACUGCGUGAUCUCCCUCCUCCCCCUCCUCCAGACCGCCCCUACGCAACCGGGGCAGCCCCCGAUGGACGGCUUCAGAGACGGCCCUUACCCUGCACUCCUGGGGAGCCCCCUCGCGAUAAGCUCCCUCCUACGCCCCCGAACCGGCCCCUGUCUGACUGGACCUCCAGGCCUGUUCCCAAGGCUCCCACCUCCUCUUCCUCGUCCUCGUCUGUAUCCUCCUCGUCCACUCAAGCCCACUGUCUGGGAGGGGAUAUUCGAGCAGGUGUCAGGGAACUGUCCAACAGACACUCCCUCCCCUUGGCACUGCCCUCCGCCAUGGACGCUCGUGCAGACUCGCAGAACAACAGCUCCCUCAGUCUGGACCACCAGCUGAAUUUCUCUGCCGGAGGUAGUCAAGAUUACGACAACCCCAGAGUCAAGCCUUCGGUCUCAGCCAACGCCAUUUAUGCGCUGGCAAACAGACCAGCCGCAGGCACAGUCAGGCCAAUGGGAGGAGAUGAAGGACAUGAUAGUGAUGAUGAGUACAUGGUCCCCUCUUCUCGGCCGAUCUUGCCCCCCACCUCGACCUCACUUGUAGGGGAGACUCCACCAGCCCCAAGGCCCCCACAGCCUCAGCCUAUAUCAGCAGUUCAGACACAGACCCAGGCCUCCACAAUGAACACACGGCUGAUUCUGGAGGAUUCACCUCAUACACUCCAGAUGUAUGAAGCCAUGUUCAACAUCCAGGCCAGGUCACAACAAGCCAGAGAUUCAGACUAUUCAGAUUUGCCCCCUCAGCCAAUGAGUAACGGUCCCAGAGACCAUGAUGCUGACGACGGGGAAGAGGACGAGAAUGGCUACGAUUUCCCAAAACCCCGGCUGCCUUUGCCUCCCGCCCGACGGACCCUUUCUGAAAUGGGGGGGUCUAUGUCAUCGUCAUCUUCAUCCUCCUCAUUAUGCGCUGCAGCUGCUUUCAACCGUCUGUCUCUAGACGCGGAUGCUGGAGCGACCGCACCCUUCCCAGAUCCAAUGGAAGCACCAGAGAGACCUCCGAAGCCCCUGCCCAGGCGAAUCAACUCAGAGCGUCGAGCCAGCCCAGUCCCUCCUGUCCCUGCACCGCCCUGCAGCGGGGCAACGGGAGGAGAAGCCAACCUGCAAAUCAGUAGCGAGAUCGAGCACCUCAUGAGUCAGGGAUACACUCAGCACGACAUCCAGAAAGCACUGAUGAUUGCACAGAACAAUAUCGAGAUGGCCAAGAAUAUCCUGCGCGAGUUUGUCUCCAUUCCCUCUACCGCGCACAUUCUCACAUAGCACAUCCUCCUGUUUCUCUCUUGCGUUUGCUCUCUUUGCCCUAGCUUGGCCCAGCCUGGUUUGGUUUAGGUUGGCACAGACCAGCCCAAAACCCAAAGCCAUUGCCUGCAGCACUACCUCCAGUGCUGGCUGACACCCUACGCCCCUGUGGAUUUUUUAACUGGCUGUUACUCCAGCAAGCUCGCAGUGUCUCUGGGACUCUCGCCCUGCACUCCACGCGCUUUCACAGUGUCUGGCCUUCUUUGAAACUGCUGCAGCAGGCCUCUUAGUUUUCAACGUCUCCGCAGGACUUAAUUAUCACGUGCGGAGCAACAACGAAUAACGGAGCACCGUAUAAUGCAAGCCUUCCGUAGGAAUCAUGGGAAGACGGAUUCUUAUCUUUUCAUGUUGAAGCCUCUUGCUGAAAAUGUAACCAACACCUCACAAAUAAAACUAAAAUGUAUGUCUAUAUGAAAAUUUAAUAUAUGAGUAAAUAUAUAUUAAAUGUGUGUAAUAUAUACAGUACGUGCAUAUAUAGUAUGUGAAAAUGAUUUCAGCUUUGAGGGUCACGGUUGGUGCAGGUGAUACGGGCAGAUGGGACCAGAUUAAAGGGGGAUUUGGCCCUUUCUGUGACAGGGGUGAGGAGGAGGAGGCGGGGUGUCUUCCUCACCCAGAUGUGUUGGUCAGCAGCAGCUUGAAAAACGUGCCGCAGAGCUUCUUCAUUCAGAAUUCAGUCUGUUUUGGCCUUCGGUUAACAUUGUUGCUUUGGUACUUUUUCUUUUAGUGAACCAUGCUUGUUCUGUUGUGUUUUUCUUUUUUUUUUCUUUUUUCAAAGUAGCAUGAAGAUGGUUUCUGGUCUGGUCUGUUGCUGGCAGUGUAUGUGAGCGUGUUUGUGUGUGCGCAUGUGUGUCUGCCAGACCUGCCCCCCCCCGUUCCUGUACAACAUGAAUGUGGAAUUACACUUGGUGUACUCAAGACUCGUGCUCUGUAAACGUACUACUGCUCAAACUUGUAUGUCAGGGCCUUGUGUAGCUGUGAGAUUAUUAGAGGACGUACUAAUGUUGACGCCCCUGCAGUACCAGACAGGCUAGUGUUGCGUGAUCCGUGGCGGCUGAAUAUUUUGUCUUUGUCUUACUUCUUAGGCUAGCUGGUUCAGGAUUCUGUCUCCAGCUCAGUCCGGUGUUACAAAACAACAACAACAAAAAAAAGUCAUUGAUUUUACUUUGAUAAUAUAUUAUUGUAAUAUGAUCAUAAAUAUUGUUAUAAUUAAUUCAGAAGUGCUUCACUGCUGCUACUAUUGUUAGUGCUAAACAAUUAAGCCUUCAGUGUAAAAUUGUGAAUAUUGUGUUUAACCAUCAUUCUGCUUCUUUAAAGUGACAGUAUCAUCUGUUUAGUCCAUAAUGUAGCAUACUUGAAAGUACAAGCGGCGUGUGAGCAUUCGGCUCGCUCAAGUCGUCAGAUCUUCAGUGUUUUUCUUUUCUUUUUCUUUUUUUUCUUCUCCAGCAGAUAUUCGCUCUAAGCAGAAUCUGUACAGCAACAUUACAAUUUUGUAACAGAUUCAAUCCUCUCGUUCACAUCAGUUUCCAUCCUCUGCAGGAGUUUUACCCACUGAAAGGGAGCGACUGCUGAGGCUUUUUAAUAGUAGGCUCAUGGGUUUGUUGGCCCACCCCCAAGUCUACAUAAAAUCAGUGUUUGGGCCGACUGUAAGAGCUAACUCAGGAAUAAUUAUGUUUGUCUGAAAAAGUCUGUCGAAAACCGGAAGAGACUCGUUGGCAUAGACAGCAGCUCACCUGUCGGCUGUGUGCUCAUGCAGGUGACAUGUAGCCAAAAGUUUCCGCGUAAUGAAGUCACACAAGUAGCCUAUUACUCACUUUUGUUUGUCAUAACUUGCACAGUUUUUUUUUUUUUUUUUAAAUUCUCAGUGUUUGCAGGACUAGAGACUGCAGCUUCAUUUCCAGGUACUAUGAAUGAAUUAUGAGAAAUUCAUGCAAGCAGCUUUUAGGUACACUGACUGAAUCUCUCCCAGCAUAUGAAGAAUGUUUUGGAUUCCCCAACCCACCCACCCACCACCUCCCCGGGUGCAUCAUUUAAGUCAGUCCUGGCUUAUUCUGGGUUAUCAGUGUGCGUCGACUGGAAGCUUUGUCUAUGCUGUCUUGCCAUCUUCUAUUUCUUUUGUUUUCUUCUUCCUAGUUGCCUUGAGAAACUUCAUGAAUGAUGUUUAAUGGACAGGAAGGGCCCCAGUCCUCAAUACUGUACCAGUGUGUGUUUUAUAUAUUAAGGACAGCAUGUCAUUGUCAUGUAUUAUUUACCGUUGGUUUUGUUUUUGCACAUUAUACCAAUUUGUGCUUUGAUACUGUCACUCUAAAGAAAAGCAAAUUGUAUAAAGUUAGUGAUAUGAAAAGAAAAAAAAAUGGCUGUUAUAUUUCAUUUUGCAUUCCUGUAAAUGUAUUUUGUUCCAAAGGUUUUUGUUUACUUAUGUGAAUAAUUCAGUGAGCAGUGCCAUAUGUUUUGAGUUUGUUUUGUUUUUUUUGGUUUGUCGGUAUUGAUGUGUACCUGUUGAUCUCCGAAGGCAAAAUGAUGUGAUAUUGCUUGUAUUAAUCUGUCCUCUCUGCUUCUUCAGCCUCAUCCAUGAGUAGCAAGCGCUCAUCUGUGAAAGGACUCGCUUUUUGUUUGCUUUUCUCAGAUCAGUGCUCAGACUCAGACCAGGGGUAUUUCAGUUAUCUGCCAGAAGAGGGAGCUGUUGUUCCACAGAGCUGCGUUGCUUCUCAACAGUAAAAGGCAUUCUUUUUUUUUUUUUUUUUCUUUUUUCUUUUUUUUUGAUGGUUUUUAAAGCUCAUAUCAGUUUGGAAAUAU
Molecule: messenger RNA, 5724 nt
Organism: Archocentrus centrarchus (flier cichlid)
Lineage: Eukaryota; Metazoa; Chordata; Actinopteri; Cichliformes; Cichlidae
Gene: cbl
Product: Cbl proto-oncogene, E3 ubiquitin protein ligase
Exons: 16
Coding region: 28-2892 (954 amino acids)
Biological process (GO): negative regulation of epidermal growth factor-activated receptor activity; cell surface receptor signaling pathway
Cellular component (GO): membrane raft; plasma membrane
Molecular function (GO): phosphotyrosine residue binding; calcium ion binding; SH3 domain binding
Source: RefSeq, a predicted model, not a curated record